AUGAGUGACCCGGUAUUCUGUCAGUUUAAACAUAUACCGUCGAAGAGAGCUGGAGAACAACUUGCUUCUAAUAUCGAAAUUUUUGUACGGCCGAAAAAAUUCGAUAAGAAAGGUAUAAGUAAUUGCGGUGAAGAUGGAAAUGGUACAAUUAACUUUACAUUGACACGUGACGAGGCUAAUAAAGUUCGUGAUCAACUUGCACAAGUGCUACCGAAUGAAAACUCAACUGUUUGGUUUAAUAUUCUUUCGAAUCCUCUUGAUUCACUUAGGCCACGUUCAUUGGUAGCAACUACGACUGAUGUUCAUCAGCAAGAAACAACAUUUUCUGCAUCAUGUCAGUUUGGUUCACUUCGAUCAUAUAAUCAAUUUUAUUCUCAUGUUUCAUUCAAUGGUCAAAUUGUUCAACUUUCGUUCAUACUAUUAAAAUCAAUACCACAUACCCUGCAUAUUGAAUUCGACGAUAAACGUAUUGUUAUUCCAUUUGUUUCAAUUCAGAAAAAGAAUAUUUUAGUUAACAAAGACAACACAGAAAAUGGAAUCUAUGUUCUACUUCCACUUAAAUAUUCACCGAAUGUUUAUCGGAUGGAACCAAUCAAAGAUGAAGAUAAAACUACUAAAAAUUCAAAUAGGACACCAGUUCGACUGUGUAGUGAUGAACGAAAUGGUGAUUUUAUCAAAGAUAUUCCACAAUGUUCUGAUUUGGUUUUAUAUUUUGUACCACCAAAAGAAAGAGCUUGGGUGUUUCUUUCUUAUUUUCUAACCGAUCGUCCUGAGCGAUAUCACAUAAAUUUUUCUACUUUCAAAAUAUCGGACUGGUCAAAAGAGUUUAAUAAAAAUCAAAGACCUGAUCCGUUUAGUUAUAGAAAUGCAUCGUUUCAAGAUCGUUAUGCGUUACAAAUGCUUAUUUCACUUGGAUUUGUAUUUCGAGAUAAAUGGGCACAACUGACUGAUCAAGAACUGAACUGGAAUAGAUGGAAUGUGGACGACCGUUAUACUUUAUGUUGUUAUACGCUGGAACAAUUAAAGAACGAUCAUGGAUAUGAUUUAUCGCGAACUGCCAAAGAUUAUAAUGAAACGAGAAAAACAGCUACCGAAGCAGAUGGUAAUAUGAACGGACAAGUAAUGUUAGUUGAAAACAAACAGCGACUUCAAGUUGCUGUUUGUACAUUAACACCACUAAAAAUCAGUUUUCAACCACUUGAAGUUACAACUGGAAAUCGAGCAUUAAGAAACCCUGAAUUUGGUGGUGCAGAACGGUUUCUUCUCGUACAUUUUCGUGACGAAGAUAAUCGACGAUUACGUGUUUCCAGUUCAAAUAUCAAAUCUAGAUUGAAAAGCGCAAUGCUCAAUGGAAUUGAAUUAUUGAAUAAAACUUUCAAAUAUAUGGGUGCGAGCACAGGUCAGAUGAAGGAAAUGGGUUUUUGGUUCAUUGAUUUACCUCGGAAUUUGAAAGAUAUGAAAGACGCACAUGAUCUACUAGGAAAGUUCGAUACAAUAAAAAACAUCGCUACAUAUAUUGCACGUGUUGGUCAAUACUUCUCCACCACAUGGCCUAUUGGUAUUAGGUUGACUAAGGUAGAAAGUAAAAAUGAUAUACGUCCAAAUGGUGACCUGUUUUAUGUUUAUGAAGAGAACGAUAUUAAGCGAAAAAGUGUGGACGGAAUUGAAUAUUGUUUUACAGAUGGUAUCGGUAAAAUAUCAUGGGGUUUAGCUGGACGUGUAGCCCAAAGAAUGAAUAUUUCCUUAAGUAGCAAGGACGAUAUUCCAUCAGCAUAUCAAAUACGUGUCGCUGGUUGUAAAGGUAUGGUAGCUAUUGAUCCAGAAUCCACAAUGAAUGACUAUUACAUUUCUGUACGUGAUUCAAUGAUAAAAUUUCCAAGUGAUGAUUGGAAUCUGGAAAUAUGUGAAUUUGCUCGACCAAUGACAUUAACACUAAACAAUCAAGUAAUUCGUCUUCUAAGUGAUUUGGGAAAUCCUGAUGAUGUAUUUAUUGCCUUUCAAAAUCGAGGAUUUACUCAAUUGGAAGUUCCUGAAGAUCAACAACCGAGUGCGAUCGAUAUUGCAGUACAGAAAAAUGCUUCUUAUUCAUUAUCGAAAGACAAUUUAAUUACAAAUCGUAUACCGAUUCCACCAAAAGACGGACGAAAUUUAUUUGGUAUAGCAGACGAAACUGGUGAACUAAAAUACGGUGAGUGCUUUAUACAAUGCUCCGAAUUAGAUGCAGCAAAUAAUGGUCAACGAAAAUUUCGUGUGAUUACUGGCACAGUCCUCGUUACAAAAAAUCCAUGUCUAUGGCCUGGUGAUUUUCGGCGACUGCAGGCUGUUCGUAAUGAUAAAUUAGAAGAAUGUAUGCGUGAUGUGAUCGUAUUUCCAAUUAAUGGCAAUCGUCCACAUCCAAAUGAAAUAGCUGGUUCCGAUUUAGAUGGGGAUCAGUACUGGGUUUAUUGGGGUGAUCGUUUAAGAAUAGAACAGCAUGUUGAACCUUUAUCAUAUGAAGGAGUACCAAAAGCAGAAGUUUCAUUAAUUAAUCAAGAGAUCAUUGUUAAUCAUAUUGUUGAAUCAUUUAGCGCUGGUGUCAUCUUGGGUAUGAUUGCAAAUACUCAUACUGUUGUCGCAGAUCGACACGAAAAACAUUCGUUCUCAAAACCUUGUAAAAAAUUAGCUGAAUUAUUUGCACUUGCUGUCGAUUCACCUAAGACCGGAAAAUUUGUUGACAAAACAGAAAUUCGACCAUUUCAAGCAGAAUAUUGUAAAAGUUCACCAAAAUUUAUGAGAAAAUUUGGUGAACCAACGUAUGAAUCAACAAGUGUCUUAGAAAAACUUUUCAUAAGAGCUGAAAGUAAAUAUCAUGAAUGGCACGAAAAACCGGUGAUAAGGGCUUUUCCGCAAAAUGUGAGAGCAAUUAAAGAUCCAAAAGCAGCUGAAAUUCAAGAUAAAGAAUUUAAAAGAUGGCUUGAUGGAAAGAGCUAUCAUGAAGCUGCGAACGCUAGGAGAUCUUCGAGAAAACCAUUUAACGAGUCUGAUAAUAAAGAAUCACAAGAUAAUAAUGCGUCAACCACCCGAAAAAAAACAGAAAAAACUAGUAAACGUCCUGCAGCAGCGGAUAAUUCACAAUCAGAAGCGAAAACCUUUACACCUAAAUUAUCGGAAGAUCUAUCAGGUCGACCAGAAACACCAACAAAAGCAAAACCUACAACAAAUAGAAAGGCAAAAACCACUCCUGAAGAAGAAAAGUCUAAUAUACUCAUGAAUUCUCAUGCUACAGGAUGUACUGCGUCAUCUCUCCCCUCAUCUAUAGCAUCCCCAGAUAGUGAUCUUUGUCAACCAGAUCUUCUCAUAGCUGUUACUGGAAUGACUUCAACUGCAAAUGUUGUUCAAUUUUCUCCUGUGACUGGAACAACUAUGUACACAGUUAAUUUGAGUAAAGAAAUAACAAACACUCCUGAUCGAGACUCGACAAUAGGUAAAGUAACGGCGUACAUGGAAAAACAGGAUGUUUUCAAGAAAAGAACAUCUCCAUACAAAGAAGCAAUACAUGGACCACUUUAUUUUGUGGUCUUCUAUGGUCAUAUAUAUUUUGUUGAACAAAACCCAAUGCCUCAGAAACUUGGUAAAUUACAAGAACUUAUCAAAGAAAAAAAUGAUCAGUUCAUUCGUUUUAAUUAUGCUGAUACCGAUCGCUUACACACUCGAAGAGUAUCAACAUCAACGACAAUGAAAAAUAAAAUAGAUUAUGAAUUUGACUGCCAGUUAACUUCAGCUCCGUCAGAACAUUACACAUUGUUGUAUGAUAAAAAUAAAACACUUCGACAAAUACGUGUCUAUCGCCUAUGGUCAAAAUGUUAUGUACGUCAACCAGCUUUUAAUACAGAUAGCCUGUAUGAAAUUCGUUCUGCUAUUACACAUGAUUCAGACUCAUCAGAAUUUGACAGAAUCAUUGCUUUAAUCCUACGAACUCAAUCAAUUGGAUUAUUCGAUGGUCGUAAACCGAAUAUUAAAAUAAAUCGUAAUCUUCUUCACCCGUCAGUCGUACCAAUCAGUCUCAAAGUUAUCGAAGAAGAUCAAGAAACUCGAAUAAAUUCAUCGACAAUUGAAGCUUUCUAUCGAAGCGUAAAAUACGUAUCAAUCGAUGAACAACAAGAUAAGCCGAAAGUAAUCUCAGCUAUGGAAUAUCAUGCCUCACCGAUUAUUAAGGACCCUGAGAUUUUGAAACGAGUCUGUGGUUUUGCUUUGUCACUAACAGAGGAAUAA
Adineta ricciae is the source of this 4251-nucleotide messenger RNA. NCBI's taxonomy places the organism in Eukaryota, Metazoa, Rotifera, Eurotatoria, Adinetida, Adinetidae. The record is from the annotation of a GenBank genome assembly.